AUGGCUGCCCAAUGGCCGCCGCGGUCGCCCCACGAGGCUCUGCUCAGCACGCCGGGCGGACGAGAGAAGCUACGGCGCCUUGCUGAACGGACAUCCCCCUCGCCAUCUCCCUCACGGCUCAGAGCAUCACGGUCGGCUGCAGCUCUGACUUCAAGGUCCGGGACAGCAUUCGGCGAAGAUGGCCUCUUUGAAGGCGGCGACGAUGAUAACGAGGAGGACGAGGACGAGGAAACCUUGCAGCUCAAGCUGCAGGCGCUCCAGGCCCGGUUGAAACUCAAAAAACUGCAGGCGGCGAAGGCACAGAAGAAGUCCGCGGCGGCAUCACAACCAGGUUCUGGAGAUGUAGGCGGGAUGCGGGAGGUCCCUUUGCAGUCGAGGCUUGCUGCGGCCCGAGACAGGAUGGAGAGGCAGGCUUCUUCGCGAGACAUCGUUCAGGUCCCGGCCUCGCCCGUCAAGAAAGUGCAGGCUGCUUCCGAUCUUCAAACCUCGCCACAGAGGGUAUUACUGGGAAUCGACAAGGGAUUAAGAGGGGCAGAUGUGUCCCUCAAAAAAGCACCCAGCCAGCGGCGAGCAAACGACGCGCAGCUAGCCCCGUCAGGCGGUUUCCUGCGGAGGGCUAAAUCUCCGCUGAGCGACCAUAGCCAGCAAGAAGCGUCUCGCCCGUUGAGCUUUAAUGAACGACUAGCAGCUGCGCGGACCGAGGAGGCUGCUCGGCAAGAGCGGAGAGAACGGGCGCGGAAUCUCAGAAGUACCGCUUUCAAUGUUGGGCGGCAAGAGAUGGAGGAUUACAAGACCAAGGCGCAGGAUCUGCCUGACCUGCCUUCAAAGCCGCAAGAAUUCUCGAGGGACGAAGUUCUCGCGUCAAUGGGGAGGUCGUCAGGAACCCAGAUACCACGCAGCAGCACAGCCCCUACUCUAGGGUCAGGGGCAAGAAUAGGCAACUCGGACUCCACGACGACAGCAACAAAAUCAAGUAGCGGAAGCGCCGACUUGGACGGUUCCUUCGAACCGUACUCGGGCCUGCAUCUCUCGAAGCGGAUCCUGCCACACAACGUCCUCGCCCGCGCCGUCUCGGGGAAAAAGACAUACCUCCUCAAAGAUUUGCUCCGCCAAGUCAAGGCACCCGACUGGUCUCUUCCGGACGACGAGACAGACAUUGUGGUGUUUGCCAUCGUCGCGAGCAAGUCUGACCCGCGCAGUCACCGCCCUGGCCCCGGCAAGGAUGGGAAAUCCCAACAAGACCGCGGCAAAUACAUGGUGCUCACGCUGGUCGACCUCACCUACGAAGUCGAUCUCUUCCUCUUCAACUCGGGCUUCGAUCGUUUCUGGAAACUAACUCCCGGCACGGUGCUGGCCAUCCUCAACCCCGGCAUCCUCCCUCCUCCGCCGGGGCGCGAGGCCACCAACCGCUUCGGGCUGAUGAUCAACUCGGACGAGGACACGAUCCUCGAGAUUGGCGGCGCGCGCGAUAUCGGCUACUGCAAGAGCAUCAAAAAGGAUGGCACGUAUUGCAAAAGCUGGGUCAACGCGCGCCGCACCGAAUACUGCGAGUUCCACACGAACGAAGCCGUGCGCAAAGCCCGCAGCUCCCGCAUCGAGAUGAGCACGACGGCAGGCUUCGGUGGCGGCGACGUCACGCGCUGGAGGAAACACAAUUCCCGGCAAGUCUUCGUCAAGUCCGAAGAGGAGCGCGCGCGCGGCCACUACGACCGCGCGACACAGAGCCAGUACUUCAUCAGCACCGCCCACCGCGCCACCGAUCCGGACGACGAGCGCCUAACCGGCAUAGCCGACCGCAAAGAGCGCGAAGCGGCGCUCAAGCGGCGGCUGGCGCAGGCAGAAAAAGAGCGCGACAUUGCCCGGCGCCUAGGCGAGGUCGGUGGCGGCCCCGCGCGCAAAUGGGACGCGCGCUCCCUCGGCCUAGUCGGCCGCCACCAGCCCAAGAUCAGCCUCGGCCCCGCGCCGACGACGACGACGACGGCCGCCAAGCGCAAGCGGCCCGAGUCGGCCGGCUCCGCCGCCACUUCCACCUCCACCACCGCCGCUAAUGGCAAUAUUGGCAGCGGCGGCGGCGGCGGCAGCAAGGCGCCGCUGGGCUGGGGCGCGCUGCUGAAGGAUAAGCUGGGGCGGAUGAGGGAGGGGGAGCGGUUAGAUGGGCGGACUGCGCCUUCUGCUCCUGGUCUUGCUGCGCCUGGUUCUUCCUCUUCUACUGCUGGUGGUGCCGCUGCUGACGGCAGCGGUGGUGGUGGUGAUGGUGGCGACAGCGGUGCGGCCGCCGCCAGCAGGAGGGGGGACAAGUCGCCGGUGCGGAAGAAGACGCGUUUUCUAACGGAAAAGGGCAUCCGCGAGGCCGGGCGGGAGAGCCUUGGGGAGCGGCUCUCGGCGGCGGGGAAGGUGACGCGGCGGCGGGUUGUGCUGCCUGAUCGGGGCGCUGGUGGGGGUGACGAUGAUGACGAUGAUGAUGAUGAUUUGAUUAUCGUGCGAUGA
Molecule: messenger RNA, 2487 nt
Organism: Thermothielavioides terrestris NRRL 8126
Lineage: Eukaryota; Fungi; Ascomycota; Sordariomycetes; Sordariales; Chaetomiaceae
Exons: 2
Coding region: 1-2487 (828 amino acids)
Biological process (GO): DNA replication; DNA replication initiation
Cellular component (GO): nucleus; replication fork protection complex
Molecular function (GO): single-stranded DNA binding; DNA replication origin binding
Source: RefSeq, a predicted model, not a curated record